Messenger RNA from Sphaerodactylus townsendi, 3607 nucleotides. It is a transcript of the gene LRRC47, whose product is annotated as leucine rich repeat containing 47. Gene Ontology annotation, molecular function: protein binding; phenylalanine-tRNA ligase activity; RNA binding. The record is from RefSeq and is a predicted model, not a curated record. The transcript is spliced from 7 exons. The coding region runs from base 21 to 1787 and encodes 588 amino acids. Lineage: Eukaryota; Metazoa; Chordata; Lepidosauria; Squamata; Sphaerodactylidae. Gene Ontology annotation, biological process: phenylalanyl-tRNA aminoacylation.
GAAGCGGCUGUGGCGGCUCAAUGGCGGCUUCGGCGGAGGAGGAGGUGGACGGCGAGUGGCCGGAGGUGGCGGAGUCGGGCCGGCGGGAGCUGAGCCUGUCCGCGGGGCCGGAGCUGGAGCGGCGCGUGCGGGCGGCAGGCGGGCGGCUCCCGCGGGCGCUGGGCGUGCUGGGGGCGUCGCUGCGGUCGCUGGAGGUGCGCGGCGGCUGCCCCUGCCUGCGCGAGCCCGGCCCGGCCUUGGGGCGCCUGACGGCGCUGCACACGCUGGCCUUGCCCGCCUGCGCGCUCGGCCCCGCGGGGCUGUCCCGGGCGGGCGGCCUGCUGCCGGCCACGCUGCGCGUCCUCGACCUGUCGGACAACGGCCUGGAAGAGCUGCCCCCCGAGCUGGGCGGCGGGGAAGCCGAGAGCCCCGGCGGGAUCGCCCUGCCAGAACUGCGCCUGCUCAACCUGCGCCGCAACCACCUGCGCCAGCUGGGGCCCGGCCUGGCCGUCCACGCCCCGGCCCUGCAGGACUUGCUCCUGGGCGGCAACCGCCUGCGGAGCCUCCCCGGCGGCCUCUUGCCCGCGGCUGGCCGCAGCCCCCCUUUGGCCCUCCUGGCCACCCUGGAGGCGGCCGGCAACGAGCUGGAGGAACUCGGGCCCCACAUUGCCCGCCUGACCGGCCUCAAGACCUUGGAUGUCUCUAAUAACAAACUGUCCGAAAUCCCUGUCGAGUUAGCAGAUUGUCCAAAGUUGAAAGAUGUCAACUUGAAAGGCAAUUCCCUGAAAGACAAACGUCUUGAGAAGAUGGUGAAAAGCUGCCAGACGAAAUCCAUCUUGGAGUAUUUGCGAGUCGGGGGUCGAGGGGGCAUCAAAGGGAAAGGGAAACAGGAUGGCACAGAGGAGGCACGGCGGAAGAAGAGGGAGAAGCCAAAGAAAAAAGCCAACAGCGAUUCAGAAGACGAGGAGGCAGAAGAGGUCCAGAAGCUGCUGGUCAGAGUGCUCCACAUCUCUGAGAACCCAACUCCUCUGAUCGUGAAAGCCAGCCCAGGAGUCAAAGAAGUCCGCCCCUAUAUUGUGUGUUGCGUGGUGAAAGGAAUGGACUUCCAGACAGGCAAUGCUUUAAAGAGGUUUCUUUCUGUUCAGACAAAACUCCACGAAGACCUCUGUGACAAGCGAACAGCAGCUACCAUCGCCACGCACGAUUUGCGACUGAUCAAAGGUCCUCUCCUGUACGACGUGCGGCCUCCUGAUGAUUUGAAGAUUGCUCCCUUGGGCCGGAAGGAGAUCAAGGCAAAAGACCUCCUCCGCCAGCUGCAGUUAGAAGCUGACGAGCAGAGGAAGCAAAAAAAGAGGCACAAUAUUUCUGGGCUGCACAAAUAUCUUCAGUUACUAGAUGGGAAGGAGUAUUAUCCUUGCCUAAUAGAUUCCGAAGGUGUUGUGAUUUCAUUCCCACCGAUCACAAACAGUGAAAAGACAAAGCUUGGAAAAAUGACCUCGGAUAUCUUUCUGGAGGUGACAAGUGGUACUAGCUUGCAGAUCUGUAAAGACGUAAUGGACACUCUCCUUCUGAAAAUGGCCGAGCUCCACAAGUUCACAGCUGAGAAUAAGGAUGGGGAAGUGAAUUCUGAUCAUGAAUCCAACGAAAUUGUCCCCUGUGAAAAUUUGGGCGCCAGAAAACCCCCGCAGAAUUCUUCUCUGAUGCUGGAACAAGUUCGGGUUAUGGAUAUGGAUGGCAACUUAAAAGUCCUUUACCCUUCCAAAACUGAUCUCAGUACGGUCUCAUCUCUCCUCACCGUAAUUCACUAAGCCCAGCAGUUGUGUUCCUGCCCUCUGCUUUUCAGGGGCCUGGGUGUGUAUUUUGCAAUAGCCUUGUUUUGCUACACCUUUAUUUUGUAAAAACGGGAAAAAACCCACCACUGCUUUGCUUUGCGGAGGAUUUGUUUAAAUGCAGAGGGACAAGAUGUUGAGGUCUUGCUGAAGAUUCCAAAACUGCGUUGGCUGAUCAGACAUAACCAACCCCAUGUCCAAACCUGAAAGCAACACAGAUCUCUUUUGAAUCGAGGUGCUAAACUGUAUUCUCCUUGCAUAAUAACUGUACAGCCCAAUCAGACUCAAACUUUGCGGAAUGCAGCAACAUCCCUGUUUGGCAAGCCAAGUUGUCUGCUCCUGGCCUAAUCAGGGGCUCCUUAGCCUCUUGUUCUCCAGUGGAGAAAGAAACACCCAAGACUUUUGUAGAGUGUUCCUGUCUUUCAUGGCAGUCACGGAGUCCUGUGAGUGAGCUGUGUAAGGGGAAAGGCAUCAUCCAAAGUCUCCUGCCGCUGUUCACAGGGAGGAGAUCCUAUUACAUCACCCCCAGUGCUAGUCUAGGUGAAUUUGGUUGUUGCAUGAUGCAGAGUGGGAGGAGAAUCCCUGAGAUGAGCAGCUCUGCAGGGACCAAAACAAAGGCCUUUUGCAGCCAUCGGUUGGGUUCGUGAACUCUCUGAAGGCGCAGAAUGAAAUAUUCUGACUUGGAAUCUUGCGAACCUUGAGUGUGGCUUGUAUCAUAGCAAGGAGGUUUCUGCAUGUCCCCCCAGGUUCAUUGCAUGACACACUUUUGACUUAUGAAGUCAAGUAACUCGGGAUGCUGCCAGCAGAAGUGUAUUGGGUUUCUCUUCUUCACAUGUUGGCAGAGUAUAGGAUGGGGCCACAAGAAAGCAGUAGAUGGGAGCCUGAACUAUUUGAAUUAAGUGGGGAUCAGUGCCCACAGAACAACUUGAUAGAAAUUACACUGAAGGCUCAUACCAAUUGCUGUCUACUUUCAAAUGAAGUCUUGUUAUAAGUGUAACACGUGUCCAAAAUUAAAAACAAUGCAAAAGUUACCACAAAGUAUCUGAAAUACAGACCUAAUAAUACUGAUGAAAAUCCUGCGCAGUACAAAACAUCCACUCAGUUACCCAGAACUCUGUCGUGCACUGAUCUCGAACUAGCUUCAGGGCUAGUGGAACAUUAAUUCCAUAUGUCUGGUAAAUGAAGGACACUGUGCAGCAUCCAGUUUUCAGAGCUGACUACAGUCCCUGACUGUUUCAAAUCAUUGCUGUUCUAACAAAUCUUUGUACAUUUUGGAAACACAGACAUAUGGAAUUUAUGUUCCACUGGUCUUGAACCUUGUUUGAGACUGGUGCACAUCCAGUUAGCUUAGUGGAUGUUUUAUAAUGCACAGGAUUUUUAUCAGUGUUAUCAGGGUCCGUAUUUCAGAUACCUUGUGCUACUUGUGUAUUGUUUGUAGUUUUGGGCACGUAUUAUAUUUAUAACAAGUCCUCAUUUGAAAGGCGUCUGAACCGAACCUGUGCUUUGCGUAUUAACAACAGCCUCUAAGCUUUUUUUCUUGAACUGCAGCUUUCGCCCCCACAGCAAGCCACUCUUCGCAUGGAGUAUUCUUUUAAAAACCAGUAGUGAAUUACUGUAAAGAAUGGAUCAGAAUCGGUUGUUCGAGGCGGAGUUAAGGUGUGUGCCUAAAAUAGCUCUUGAGCGUGCCUAAAAUACCUUUUUAAAAACAUUUGGUCUAUGUUUGUAGCGUUCAUUGGAUCCCUUGGUGGAAUUUGUCAGCAAGCAGUGUCAAAAGAUUAAAAAUUGAAAAUACAAACUUA